AUGAUUAAUUAUAUAGCACUAUUUAAAUGCUAUCCGAACACAGUUCAAGUGCUUAGAAAUGUUCGAACAUUUCAUUCACUUCAUCAAAAUCAAGUUUUAAAAGAAUCUAAUAAAACUCUUAUCAAGCGACGGUUCCACUUGAAUAAAUUUUUAUUUAAUAAAGUAGAAAAUGUCAAGGACGCGAAGAUGGAUAGAAAAGUGAACUCGUCAGAUUUAAAAAGAUUACUUUCCCUAGCUAAACGUGAGAAAUGGCCAAUUGCAGGUGCUAUCGUGUGUCUGAUAAUAUCAUCCUCCAUAACUAUGGCUGUACCGUUCGGAUUAGGAAAAAUUUUAGACACAAUAUAUGUAAAAGAAACUGACCCUAAAGAAACUAAGGAAAAGCUCAGUAAAUUUUGCAUGCUCCUUGCUGGAAUUUUCGUGCUUGGAGGAUUUGCUAAUUAUGGACGUGUAUAUUUAUUCAACAAUGCUUCACUUAGAAUUACAAAGAGACUCCGCGAUCAAUUAUUUAAGAGAAUCACGAUGCAAGAAUGUUCAUGGUUUGAUACGAAAGGCACGGGUGAGCUUGUUAACCGUUUAUCUGCCGAUACAACAAUGGUUGGCAAUUCUCUUAGUCAAAAUCUCUCAGAUGGCCUUAGAUCUACGGCAAUGGUUCUAGCUGGUACGGGGAUGAUGGUUUAUACGUCACCUGGCUUGGCAUUAGUUGGAGCUGGUGUGGUUCCAUGUGUAGCUGGAAUGGCAGUUGUUUAUGGUAGAUAUUUAAGAAACAUUACUAGACAAAUGAUGGACAAAUUAGCUGAAGUUAUGAAAGUUGGAGAAGAACGCAUAGGAAAUAUAAAAACAGUCAAAAUUUUCAGUAAGGAAGAACGUGAGCAUCAACUAUUUACUAAAGAACUGGAAGAUGCUUUGCAAAUUGGAUAUAGAGAAUCGAAAGCUCGAGCUAUUUUUUAUGGAAUGACCGGGUUUUCAGGAAAUUUAAUUAUCAUGUCAGUUUUGUAUUAUGGUGGAACUUUAGUAAGCGAAGGUCAGCUUUCAAUCGGUGCAUUGACUUCUUUCAUUCUAUAUGCUGCAUACACUGCAAUUUCAAUUGGUGGUUUGAGUAAUUUCUACACUGAGCUAAAUAAAGGUAUUGGUUCCGCAACAAGGAUAUGGGAAAUCAUGGAUCGACAACCUUUAAUUCCAAUUCGUGGUGGAUUUAUACCAUCAAUCAAACCAAGUGGUGAUAUUGCAUUUAAAAAUGUUUGUUUUAAUUAUCCCUCAAGACCUGAUGCUCCCGUCAUUAAGGAUAUGAAUCUACAAGUUGAAGCUGGCAAAAUUACAGCUGUAGUUGGUCGAAGUGGAAGUGGAAAAUCAUCAAUAGCUUCUUUGUUAAUGCGAUUAUAUGAUCCUCAAAAUGGUGUUAUCUUUUUCGACGGACAAGACCUAAGAGAUUUAGAUCCUUCCUGGUUAAGGCGUCAUAUAGGGGCAGUAAAUCAAGAACCGGUUCUUUUCAGUGGAACAAUCAGAGACAACAUUCUUUAUGGGCUUGAAGAAACGGAAAAAAUUAGCGAGGAAGAUUUUCAAAGAGUUCUUAAGGAAGCGCAUGUCAUUGAAUUUGUAAAACAACUACCUGAUGGUCUAAAUACACAUGUAGGACAACGUGGCAUCAUGUUAAGUGGAGGACAAAAACAAAGAGUUGCAAUAGCAAGAGCACUUAUUAAGAACCCCGAAAUUCUCAUAUUGGAUGAAGCCACAAGUGCUUUGGAUGCCGUUUCCGAAGAGCUCAUUCAAAAAGCACUUGAAAACUUGACAAAAGGACGAACUGUUCUUACGAUAGCUCAUCGUUUAAGUACUAUCAGAAAUGCUGAUAACAUCGCUGUGCUUGAAGACGGUGCUAUUAAAGAAAUUGGAAGCUACAAUUAUUUGAUGAAUCUACCUCAAGGAGUUUUUAAAGAACUCGUUCAACAUCAAACAUUUUCAAUUACUCCUCCUACGACUCCUGAAGAACAAAGGAAAAGUUAA
Messenger RNA from Chironomus riparius, 1998 nucleotides. Lineage: Eukaryota; Metazoa; Arthropoda; Insecta; Diptera; Chironomidae. The record is from the annotation of a GenBank genome assembly.